Molecule: messenger RNA, 219 nt
Organism: Iphiclides podalirius (scarce swallowtail)
Lineage: Eukaryota; Metazoa; Arthropoda; Insecta; Lepidoptera; Papilionidae
Source: the annotation of a GenBank genome assembly
AUGGAAGUUUGGACAAACGUAUACGGGUCGAACGUUGUAUUAACAUUCCGCUGGUCGAUGGUCGAUUGCGUGGAAGAGAGCGAGGGGUUACCGGCAUACGUGACACCACAGGCGCGAGCAUACGCGGCGGGCAGCAUGCGCAACGGCUUAUUAGCGGAGCGUUCCUUUCGCAAUCGGGGUAUUUGGAACGCCGGCCGCGUGUGCCAAUCGAUCUCCGAC